This is a messenger RNA of Lagopus muta (rock ptarmigan), 6842 nucleotides long. RefSeq names its product bombesin receptor subtype 3 (gene BRS3). The record is from RefSeq and is a predicted model, not a curated record. NCBI's taxonomy places the organism in Eukaryota, Metazoa, Chordata, Aves, Galliformes, Phasianidae. Bases 238 to 1440 code for a protein of 400 amino acids. Gene Ontology annotation, molecular function: bombesin receptor activity. Gene Ontology annotation, cellular component: membrane. The transcript has 3 exons. Gene Ontology annotation, biological process: bombesin receptor signaling pathway.
CACUAGCUGAAAAGCCAAUAAAAAAAUUCUCCACCUCCUACACAGUUCAGAAGAAGAUCUGUGUGCAUUUAUCCUAGGCACGUUUGGAGACCCAGAAGGGGAUGAAGGUAGUUAACGUGCAAUGGGAAUCUUCACUUCAGGCACUAACCUCUACCUUUGUGCUGACUUUGCUGAUAUGCUGCAAGCUAAAUAUUAGACAAUUUUUUGUUCAAAUUAAGUCCAGCCUGAGAAGAAGAGAUGGUUAAAGAAAUGUCUCAAGUAUAUUUGCAUCCACCUAAUCAGACGUUGUGUGCAGCUACAAAUGGUACAGAACUGAAAUCAAUCAUAGAGAAUGAAACAAGAAAUGAAAAAUGGACCGAAGAUUCCUUUCCAGGAUUAGAAAUACUGUGCACAAUUUAUGUUACAUAUGCUGUGAUCAUUUCAGUGGGUCUCCUUGGAAAUGCUAUACUCAUCAAAGUCUUUUUCAAGAUUAAAUCAAUGCAGACGGUUCCAAAUAUCUUCAUCACCAGCUUGGCAUUUGGAGACCUGCUGCUUUUAUUAACUUGCGUGCCUGUAGAUGCAACGCGGUACAUUGUGGAUACCUGGAUCUUCGGGAGAAUCGGGUGCAAGCUGCUGUCUUUCAUCCAGUUAACAUCAGUUGGAGUGUCAGUGUUCACACUGACUGUUCUCAGUGCUGACAGGUACAGAGCCAUUGUUAAGCCCCUGGAGCUGCAGACCUCGGACGCGCUCCUGAAGACCUGCUGUAAAGCUGGCUGUGUGUGGAUUGUCUCCAUGGUAUUUGCUAUCCCCGAGGCUGUUUUUUCAGAUUUGUACUCUUUCAGCAAUCCGGAGAAAAAUGUAACUUUUGAGGCAUGUGCUCCCUAUCCCGUAUCUGAGAAGAUACUGCAGGAAGUGCAUUCCCUGAUUUGCUUCCUUGUGUUCUACAUUGUGCCACUGGCUGUUAUUUCUGUCUAUUAUUUUCUUAUCGCCAGAACUUUAUACAAAAGUACAUUCAACAUGCCAGCAGAAGAACACGGUCAUGCCCGUAAGCAGAUUGAAUCCCGCAAGAGAGUUGCAAAAACAGUGCUGGUGCUUGUUGCUUUGUUUGCCUUUUGCUGGUUGCCCAACCACAUCCUCUACCUAUACCGCUCUUUUACAUACCAUGCUUCUGUAGAUGCUUCUACCUUUCAUCUGAUAGUUACUAUUUUUUCCCGUGCCUUGGCCUUCAGCAAUUCCUGUGUCAAUCCUUUUGCUCUUUAUUGGCUGAGUAAAAGUUUCCGCCAACAUUUUAAGAAGCAAGUCUCGUGCUGCAAGGCCAAGCUUCGCACAAAGCCUCCCAGCGCUGCCCACAGCAAUUCACCCCCCAGAGCUCUGUCAGUCACAGGCAGCACACACGGCUCAGAAAUCAGCAUUACGCUGCUGACAGAUUACAGCAUCACAAAAGAAGAGGAAAGUGUGUAGUUUGUUUGUGAGGAAGGACAGAAAACGAGCGUUUGCAGUCAAGUCACUACUGCCUGCGUCAUGGAAGGAGGUGCCACGUCUUGCUCUGCCUCUGAAAGGAUUUUCGUCAGGAGUUCCUAACAUUUUUAAAACACACAACAAAGAAAGCAAAGCGAGUGUGAGAAGAAGCUAAAGAAGCUGAAAUUUUCAGUGUAAGCUCAGAGGAAUUGCUCACGUGCCCAAGCAUGAACACGCACCCUUGGCUGAGGUUCGUGUGCUGGACGGGAGACUGCAACGUUGCUGUGAGAACUGGCCAUGGGGAUUGCUUUGUUCUCAGUGAUUUUUUUCUUUCACUUGUGACUGGAAGCUCCCUUCUGUCAAGUACCUGCAUCUAAAGCAUGCAUAUUGAUCAAACCAUCAGCCUGGCAGGUGUUUGGUUUAUUUCCUUUCUUGUCCCAAAUACUGGAAAUUGAUACAUGCAUUGGGAAAUAAGCUAAGAUGAGAGAAAGGUAAAGCUUGUAGCAUGGUGUGAUAAAAAAGAAAAAGCAUUAUUGCCAGAUCCACAUUGCCCUUUGCUCCACCAGUGACUUUGAAAUUCUGACUGCAGAGCUGACUGCAGUGACAGGGAUGCUCUCUCUACAUCAAACGAACCAGCAGGUCAUUGUUCUGGUCAGCGAUAAUCAUCUUUACCAAAUUUGUAAAAUUCCUUUUGAUCUAUGGGUCAACACAUCAACAAGAGCUUUGUUCUUCACUGCUACAGUGAUUUUACAUCAAGAGUUGCAGUUUGGAUUCACAGUGCACUUCCAAAGCUAACUGCUCAGACAUCCCCACCUGCCUUACUUUGCUCUGUCUCCCAGAGCAGCCUUGAGUGCACAACCAGUAUUUCUUCUGGAGGAAACUGUUCAGACAUGGGACCAGACUGGAGCUGACAGCCCCCAAAAGUGUAGUGCAUGAGUGCCAGGAUAACCAUUACCCUCCACAGACCCUCCCCUACUGCAGUGUAUUGCUUGGUCAAGUGGUCUUUUCUAAACCACCUGCACAUUUCUAAGCAUGCAGGGAGGGCUGGAUUUUUCCACUGUACUAGCUUUUAUGAGAUUAGCUUUCUCAUCUCACAUCCACUCGUUCUGAUAAUACAAGUCAAUGACAGCCUAUCACGGGCAGCCUCUGUAUCCCCAAAAAGCUCAGCAGCUUGUCAGGAAAUAACAGGAAAGCAAAUCUUCCGACCCCACCUUACAGAAGUGUUGAAUGACACUUGUUUUUAUUAAGCUGUGUACCCUGAACCAAAAUUUUGUUCUGUGGGAGUUGGUGGUUAAAAAAACCACAAUGGAUUUUCCACUGCAUAAAGUAAGGGAUUCCAUCUCAAAAAAAGAAUACAUGCGUUACAUUAUUGAAGAGAGGCCGCAAUGCAUGAAUCACACAGAACGGUGCUCCUGGUCACAAAAGUUUGAAUUGCAUGUCUCAUUUGACAGGCUACCUCUCCCCUCAAGACAUAAUGCUCCUCCAGCUGCACACAGCCCUUCACCAGGAUGGAAAUCCAUCCAUCCACAUACUGUUAUUUGAGUUCUUUAUAUGAAGCAGAAAAUCUCUUUGCAGUCUCUCUCUUCUGACUGCCCUCAUCAGAAUAAUAAAACCACGCUAGAAAUCCCAAGGUGUUGGAAUACAACCUCUAUAGUCCUAUUAAACCAGUUUAAUGAUAGCCCAUUUUAAUGCCAUCAAGCCUGGCCUUGUUUUACUUCUCUCUUCACAUCACUCGCUGCAAGGCGAUAAGCACUAAUUAUUCAAAUGCUGUCUCCAUUUUAUUGUAUCAACUGUACGCCACAAUAGGACCACUGCAGUAAAUGGAAACAUAACAGCACAGAAAUGCAACUUAUGGGAAAGCGGACUCCAGAGAUGUUAAUUUUGCUCUUUGUCUGAACAGAACACAUUCCUUGGUACUGAGGUACAUACGAGUAUGUACAUAUUGCGUUGAUAUUCUCCCAUUCUCAUUCUAUUUAGUGGAACUGCACAGUGAGAUGCAGAUGGGUAAAUAAGCCUACACAUUUAAGACCCUCCUUUUCUCUUCCUAGAUCUUAGUACAGAGAAUUGUAAAUAAAAGAAAGAUCAACAAACACUGCACUUCCUUACACCACUCUUGAUUCUAGCUUAUUAAAGCCUUUAGCAAAUAAUCUGCCACAUGUUUCUGGACCUCACAGUUUGUCUCUGUCUGAGAGCAUAUUUCCCACUGCAAAAUCCUUGCUAUACAGUAGGCCUUAAAAAUCACUGUUUCCUAAUUCACCACUUCAUUUGCUCUGCAUGCAGAUACUUUUUGCUUGUGUAAUGACUCCUCCAGCUGGAUGGUCUAUCUAUUGCUCACACACUGGACUAGCAAAUUGAUGUUUUUACUAUAUGCUGCACAUCUUUCAAGCCAUAAUUUAAGUACCCCAUGUACCUUAUGCUUUAAUUCCAUACUUUCAAAUCUUCAUGAGAUGUUGAAUUGCAGUGAUAUAUUGGACAAUAUUCUUAUCUGAACGAUCUGAUAUUUCUCAUUGCAUCUAUUUAUCCAAUAUAAAUAUCCAUAAAACAUCUUUGUGUUGCCAUAACUGGGUUCAGGGGAAAGGGUUGCUUCUCUCAGUGUAUUUUCUCAGUGCUGAAAAACAGCUCUCUCAGCCCUAAGUAGUACAGGUGUAAUUCUACAAAAGAAUAGGGGAAGGAUGACUAUUCACAGAAAUAUUCAAUGUCACUUAGCAAAAAACUGGCAUGAAGAAUUAGAAUUUUACUAUUUAUACUCACAGUGAAAUAAUAUGUAGCAGAAAGGUACAAAAUACAGAAAGGCAAGACUGAAAAGACUUGUUCAUACGGAGUUUUACUGGGUAAGUAAAUACCAUUUUUAGGGUCUGCCUUUUUGCAGUUUGUUUUAUAUGUACACAUUGCCAGAUUUCAGAUUCAGACGUAACAGAUAAUGUUUUUGUUAGCAACAGGUCAAGUAUGAGUGCUCCAGUUUGUGCUUUCAAUGUAAGAUAUUGGAUUGGCUUCAGAAGGAUAUUUUCCACAAAAAACAAAAGAAUGUCAAAGCAUGGAUACUGUAAAACAGAGUGCAUCUGACUGUUAAAGUCACUUUGUGCAACUGUAACCACUUCAUAGCUCGCCCUCUUGUUUCCAUAGAAAGCAUCAUUUUGUUUUACAGUUAAAUACGGGCUGCCUACUGAUGGUCAUGUGUUUCUGCUAAGAAUACUGCAAUUAAAUAAGAGGCUAAAUUUACUCACAGCUACAGGACUUGUACAUUUCAAUCAAGGAUACUUAGAAUUAAAAAAAAAAAAAAGUACAGGCUCUAAUUGGUAUUUAGUUAUGGCUUCUGCCAAGGCUGGUCCCCUCAGUGAAAGGUGAACUAUUCUGAGGAAUUUCCACCAUCAACACAGGAGGCAGUAUUUAAUUUCUAGCACACCUACAUCCAGCAGUGUUUUCAUAGUCACUCUUGCUAGCCUGUGUGUCAGAGCUGCAGGCCCCAGCCCCAUAGAAAGCACACAGGAGUAAACUCUCUGUAAUGAAUCAGUAUUUAAAGCCUCCCUGACACAACAUACAAAGCAUCUUCUUAAGAAAUGAAGCGUUACAUGUUUACCUGUCAGCUAGUGAACUGCUGGUUCUGCUUUAACAAAUAUCAGAAUGCUUUAUGAAGCCAAGGUUUUGGUACUUUUAGUAGGCGGUAUCUCUGGAACAACAUUCAGUUCUGAUGAAUCAAGAUUUCCUUUUAUCACUUAGAAAAGUCAAACACAGAUACAAGAUCAUAACUAGAUUACAUGCUAAUGCCUCCUUUUACUGUUUGCUUUGAGAUAUUUUGUCAUUUAAAAUGUCAUUUCCUGACAUUCUGUCCCCAGAACCUGCAGCUCAUCCUUCUCCUGCUGCAGCAGCCGUGCUUGUGCAGCUAUGAAUUCAGUUAUUCCAAGAGUGUGAUUGAGGCUGUCUUGAUUUAAAAAAAAAAAAAGAAAAAGAAAAAUUACUGGUUUUCAGCUGAAUUAGCUCCCUGAGCUGGCUUACUGUAUGGGUGUUACUUAAAAUGAAGAGAACAGAUGGCAGUGACAAGGUAAGAAGCUACUGGAUGUCAGCUGUUCUGCAGUAGCUGCCUUCAUGCAUGGUGUUCUCUGUGGGAAGUGCAAAGGAUUCUGAGGUAGUUUGUCCUCAUAUCUGCAGCAGAAGUAUACAGGCCAGACUUACCAUGAAGGCACUGAUGUUUGGUAGCUGGAUAACCCUGCUGCAAGCAACCAUGCUCUUAAUUCUAGCAGUUAGUGGGGAUUAAAUUUGGAUGUCCCACUCCCCAAAAUAGUGCUUGGAUGACUUGUUUUAGGCACAGCUACAGUGAAAGUGCUCCCCAAUCCUCCUGCCACAGCCAUGCCAAUCUGUAAGAUACCUCUUGCACACCAGAAGAAGGAAUCUGAAUUUUUGAGUUUACUGUUAAGCACUCAAGCAGGAAAAAAAAAAAAAAAAAGGAGCUUAUAUACUAGCACUCUGGCUUUUUGGUCCAAGGACAUCAGAUCAAGCAUUUCUUAAAGUGAAAUGCAAAACACUUGGGAAAUCUGUAACAUGUGGACACAGAGUUCACUACAUUUACCCAUGCUGUAAACGUGAAAAACUCUGCAAAUAUCAGAUUAGUGGUCUAAGACUUAAAUUGUAGAGCUCUUAGAGCAUUUAAGACUGCAAUUAUCAUGCUACCAAAUAUAUUCCAAUUUAAACCUUGCAAAUAAAUACUUAGGCCUAUUAAAACCUUUCUCUUCAUGUUACCGCCUAAGAGUGGAAAAGGAGCGAGUGGGCAUCAAACCUCAGCAGCUGACUCACUGAUUUUUUCCCCCAAACAUCAAUACAGGCUGCUCUGAUCUUACUGGUGUCGGGAACAUACAAAGGACAGUAAUCUGACCUACAUUUAGAUCAAUUUCAUUUUUCAAGUAAUCAUAGCUGACAACAAGCCUCCCAUGUACCCCACUAAAAAUGAGCUAUUUCAGAGCCGAUAGAAAUGUCUCUUAAGCUGUCAGAUCAUAAGCGAUAAUACAACAACUUUUGGACGAUUAUCGGAAUAGCCCUGCCAAGAGAAAAUUCUUGAAGCAUGAAAGAAGCCAUUAACUAGGCUGGGUGUUCUUUGUGUAACAGCCAAAGGUUACUAAAAGUCUCUAUUUAUAUCCAAAGCAAUUUUAUCUGGCUGUCUGUUGACCAGCCAGUGAGCUACGUCGGUCAAUCCCUACUGAGCUUCAGACACUCAGAAUUGCGUCUUUGAUUUUAUUAUCAUUCCAGUCUGUCUGACAGCACAGAUAUAUUUAUCCAUGGAAUACUCAUUUCCAGAACAUUUCUGCACAGAGUGUCGCUUUUCUGAGUGAAAAGACUGCUUUGCCACUGUGUCACCCGGCAGCCUGCCCUGCAGCUUCCACAGAGCAGUGACACUGCCACCAAACCCACCUGCA